GCCACCAUGUUUGUCCUUGAUUUCAUGUGCCCAUCUCUCUUCGUUCCUACUCCGAGUCCUCUCAGUACUUAUCGUCCUGCUCAACAGACCCUUUCAUGUCUUCUCCUUCUCUCCAUUCACCCUCUCAAGAUGAUUCUUACAUGAACAAUCACCUAAUUCGUCUUGUCCUUCUCCUCCGUGGCGUUCCGUGGCUCUCAUCUGCAUUCGUUGUCACAAAUCUUGCUAGACUGUCAGCCUAGAUCCUUGCGUCUCCUUGAAGUGUGCGCGGUCUCCACAUCUGACUCUAGGCUACCAUCCCUUCACGGCAAGCAACCUAGAACGGACGAGUUUUCCGCGCGUACGGCACGCGCAACUUCAUCGACAUUCAGGUCGUAUGUAACUCUCUGGUGUGAAACUGUGAUAUGAGCUCCGAUGGUGCAGGUAGUGUACGCAUCGUACCAAUUAUCUGACUGGAUUGCUGUCGCGAUAAAUACUUACCAUUCAUCGCCCAAUGUUCCGUUUCUUCCUGUAUGUCCGCGAGAGCGGACGCGCAAAAGCACCGGCCUUGGAAUGUGAAAACCCAUUCUACAUUCCAUGUGCAAAAGAACUGUGGAAGUUUUGCUAGAGCUGGAUGAAUCGCGUGAUAGGAAGAUCUCGGUGGCUGCGGGGCCGAUUGCCGAUUGACAGCGGAUGGGUAGCCACGCUUAGCAAUACGCCCCAUUUUAGAUCGUAAGACCCCAAACUCUCUCAUCUCGGUUGUGUCUCCUACAAAUGCUCUCGCGGCAAUACAUGAACUGAUACGACAUCUGAGACAACUUUUUUCUCGUCCUCCUCCAAUGUUGCCCUCCGCAAAGGUCAUCCAAGUCGAUACCCGUGGGGCAGUCAUUCUUUCUGAAGAAUCGCCAGAGACGAGGGAUAGUCGGGGAAUCUACCUACCCAAUCACAUUGAACCUGUCUCGCACAUUGCAGUCGAUGUGGGAGGGUCAUUAGCCAAGGUCGUCUACUUCACCAGGUCCCCGGAACCUCCGUCAUCUCCUUCCGCUAUUGCCACUGCCGGGUCCCGGUCACCCGAUAGCCUACGAUCACUCACACCACCCAACGAAACCGAUUCGUCUUCCACUACCCUCCCUGCGAUCAAACGCGUUAAUGGCGCGCUUACACCGCUCGCCCUCGGCGAUGCGCACAUUGACGGUGCAUCCGCGCUUAUGGGACUCGGGGACGGGUGGUCCUUCGCGCGCGAUACGAUUUUGCGGCGGACGUCUCUUAUCCAGCGGUCUGCGGAAGUGAAUGGGGUCCCGAUUGAGGAGAUGCGCAAGAGCGUGAAGAUAAUGGCGACGGGCGGAGGCGCCCACAAGUUCUACGAGCUCUUCCGCGAGACCCUGUGCGUGGAGGUCCGUCGGGAAGAUGAAAUGGAGUGCCUCAUCGAAGGCCUCAAAUUCAUCACUCUCAUUCCGGACGAAGUCUACUAUUUCUCUGACGAACUCAUCCACUCGGUGACGCAAGUUGGAGCUUCGCUAGAAGCACCUCCAGACGUCUUUGAACGGCCCAGUCCCCGACCGCCUUCGUAUGCCGUCACGUUCGAGAGCAACCCCAGCCCGCAGUUGCCUUGUCUGCUGGUCAACAUUGGUUCUGGUGUUUCGAUCAUAAAAGUAGACGAGGAUGGCAAGUUCGAGCGAGUCAGUGGAACGAGUCUAGGCGGAGGAACGCUGUGGGGUCUUCUCAGCCUCUUGACACCUGCGACAACAUUUGAUGAAAUGCUGGCUUUCUCGGAAAAAGGCGACAACGCGACUGUCGAUAUGCUUGUUGGAGACAUAUACGGACAAGAUUACAGUCGUCUCGGUCUCAAGUCGACGAUGAUUGCCAGCUCGUUCGGGAAGGUGUUCAAGAAGGGCAGCAAGAAGGGAACCUUCUCUCCUGAGGACAUUAGCCGCAGUCUUCUCUAUGCGGUUUCCAACAACAUUGGACAGAUUGCAUAUAUGAACGCAGAAAAGUACAACUUGGAUAGGAUAUACUUCGGUGGUUGUUUCAUUCGGGGACAUGCUGCGACGAUUGGUACACUCUCGUAUGCUAUCCGUUUCUGGAGCAAAGGGUCAAAGCGAGCAUUGUUCCUCCGACAUGAGGGAUUUUUGUCAGUGACACCAACCCACCAUCAGUUCGCCAUACUCAUGUGUCUUCAGAGGCUCAAUCGGGGCGUGGCUGAAGAACAUACAAAGCGAGGAAGAUGCAGACAGCUAAUCCGACCAUGUACUGCCCAAUUCAGCCCUGAGGCUAGCAUGUAUACCUCUUCCUUCACUUACACCGUCAUGUCUCCCUUCCCCGCUGAAAUUCUCGACACCCCCCUCCCUCCGGCACCCAAGAAACCUCGCCAUCGUCACUCUGCUGUUCAGCUCGCAGCCCUGAAUGGGCUCUUCGAGGAAACCGACCAUCCCUCCCUGUCGCAGCGCACGGCGUUGGCACAUUCUUUGGGCUUAGAGCUUAAGAGCGUCAACGCAUACUUUCAAAAUAAGCGUGCUUCUUCAAAGAAGCACCCACGAGGCAUCCCGUACGACGCCGCCCGCCCGCUCCCUUCCCCCUACCUCCCUCCGACCUACACAGUCCUCGAGGAAUACCAUCCUCUGCCUCACGCGCCGUUACCGCUCAUGGCUCGGUCCUUCCGAUCACUGGCACCGCCGCUUGAUCAGGGUCGGCUCAAUCAAUUGCAUCCGUCAACCGAUCAAAUUCAAUUGUGGCCCCACGACGAGCAUGACGACCUAGGCUUGUCCCCCGUCCGAGGGAACGACCUCGAGCACAUCUAUCGAAGCCGUCCUUUCCCCUCCUUCGACGAUUGCGCAGCAAUUGCAGACAACUAUAGGAUGCCCCAUCAGGUUGUGGUCGAAUGGUUCAAACGACGAGCGCGAGCGCAGGAGUCGUACGAGUACUCGCAGACACCCAGGCAUUAUGUUGACUCACGCCCGGUCACACUGCCACCGAUUUCUUCGCUGUCUGCAAGUCAUACGCCAAUGGAUAUAGAUCAAGAUUCCCCCAUUCAUGACGCCCCUCCCUCGUAUUCAGAUCUCUCGGCACUUGCCGCGCGUCCAAGACGAGGCCGACCUGAUCCGUUCCAGCUCCACAAUCUCCGCAGGCUGCUUAGCAAAACACUUAAUCCGUCGAUCGAGGAGCGGUCGGCCCUCGCACGGGAGAUAGGGAUGGAUCUUGGGAAGGUGACCAACUGGUACCGGAACAUCCGGCAAUCUGCGCGUAAGCGCGCCAAGCGCGCGGAGCAGCAGGUCAGCGAGGACGAGUUUGAUGUCGGGGAAAACGAGAAAGUCUAUCUUUCCGAAACAUCGAGAUCGACCCCUUCUCGGCCGUCCUCGGCAGAGGCUCACUCGAGCGACGACGAGCAGGAGGUCUUCACUCCUUCCUCGUGUCACUCCCAUCUCCACGAGGACGAGAAACUAAACAUAGAUGCGAGCAGCAGGUUCUCUUUCCAGGACUUUCAGGAUGCGGAACUGCUGUUGUCCUUCCACCGUCAGACUUUUCGUUGACGUUCGCACGUUGUAAUUGAAAGUUCAAAGUAAUUGUAUACACGCAUAAUCCACUUUGUUGUACGUUAAGACUUUUAACACCAAUAUAUUGUAUCGGAGAUGGGGUCCGGAGAUGUCUUCCUUGCUGCGUGGAUCGGUGAUCCGUGAUCUGAUAGACACUAGUUCAGUGUGCGAACACUUUCACUUGCGCAGUGAUUCGUCGACUCAAACGGUCCGAACUCAAGCCGACUUACAUCUUGACUCGGUUUUCGGCCGAAUCCUCUCCCAAAGUGUUGUCGGCAAGACUAGUUGCCCUUCCUCCUCCUUCCUCUUUCGGACUUUUCGGACAAGCUUUACAGCACUCAGAGCGCAAUUACUCGACCCCAGCCUGCAUUGCUGACGCAGAUUCGCUGUGUAUCAGGUAAACCAAUACUUUCCUCGAUUCAGUCCCUCUUGGCACACGCCGGUCCAUCUUCUCAACGACAAGAGACGUGCAGGGAUUCCCACGUGGGGGUUCGAUCCGACGUUAAGCAGGUAGAUCAAGGACCGAGCGUCGUGGUGUUGGAUGCUUUAUAGGCUCACGCGCACACUUGUCUCUUGCCAAUUCCAUCCUUCUUUCUAUUCCACCAUGUCGAACAACGCAUUCGCGGCAGAACGGGAGCUCAGCAUCUCUGCAGUGCGCAGGGCAUGCGCCUUGACGUCCGCGGUGUUCAACAAGCUCAUUAAAAACGAGACCUUGGUCAAGGGCGACAAGUCCCCUGUUACCGUUGGAGAUUAUGCCGCGCAAGCGCUGAUCAGUGUCAUGCUCAAGAACGCGUUUCCUGAUGACAAGAUCGUUGGGGAGGAAGAUGCUGCCGAUCUGCGCGUUGAGUCGGGCAAGGUCCUGAAGGACAGGAUCAUUGAACUCGCUAACGAGGCGAUCGUGGCGCCUUUGGGUGACGGCGACAAGGCGGAAUGGGGCAUCGGUCCCGGCCAGACGAAGACGACCGAUGAGCUCCUGGAUGCGAUCGACAGAGGCAACCACGAGGGCGGACGGCAAGGACGGAUGUGGACCAUAGAUCCCAUCGACGGAACCAAGGGCUUCCUGCGGGGAGAACAAUACGCUGUUUGUGUUUCCCUGUUGGCCGAUGCUCAAGUCCAACUCGGUAUUAUCGGGUGCCCCAAUCUUCCUGUGGACGCAUCAAAGCCAGAUGGAGAGCGCGGAUGCAUCUUCCUAGCCAUCCGCGGCCAGGGCUGUCAGAUGAUCCCUCUCAGCGGAGGUCCCGCGAAGUCUCUCACCAUCCCUGUUUUCGCGCCCGAGGACCUCUGCUCAUUGGAAUCGGUGGAGGCUGCCCAUUCGUCGCAUUCGACAACUGACACCAUCUCGACUAUCCUCGGCAUCACGCGGCCGCCUGUACGCAUGGAUAGUCAGGCCAAAUACGGCUGCUUGGUCCGCGGCGAUGGCGGUAUGUAUCUUCGCAUGCCCACCGGCGUGGGCUACCGCGAAAAGAUCUGGGAUCACGCACCCGGAGCACUGCUUGUCGAGGAGGCCGGUGGAAUCAUCAGUGAUUCGCGUGGACACCCCUUGGACUUCGGGCUCGGACGAACUCUGGGAGAAAACUUCGGGGUCAUUGCUGCUGGGAAGGAUGUCCAUCCGCGAGUGCUGGAGGCGGUCCAGCAAGCGAUGAAGAAAGAGUGACUGUUGUACAGAAUGCAUAGUAGAUACUGAAAUCAAUGUAAAUAUAACUAAGUCGCCUUUUUUGUCUUUUUCUUUUUUGCAGACUUCGUCGAUUCUGAGUUACUGUGAGCUGCAUCGGUAGUCGCGGAGUCGGAUCG
This is a messenger RNA of Mycena citricolor, 5297 nucleotides long. The record is from the annotation of a GenBank genome assembly. Lineage: Eukaryota; Fungi; Basidiomycota; Agaricomycetes; Agaricales; Mycenaceae.